UCUGACUGUGGCUUGUCCCUCCUGUAAGCCUGUGUGUCAGCAUUCUUGGGAAACUAGUUUUCUCCCGGAUGGAUUUGGGUCUGGAGAGCUGUGGCACAGGGUCAACUCCAGGGUCCAGAUGGAAACUGGAAAGAUCCUGUUUCGGGCUGUUCCUUAGUUCCUGUGUCCAGAUGGUUCUGGGCAGGUCCCUCUUGGGCCAGGAAUUUAAGCAGAAGUUGUGGUCUCACCUGUGCUCUCGGGUGUGUCAGCACUCCUGGGAGACCAGCUCUCUCCCAACAGUAUUUGGGUAUGGAGAGCUGUGGCACUAGGUCAACUCCAGGGCACAGACAGAAACCGGAAGCUGUACGAAGACUUAAAUGGUAGUUGUUGUCCUGGAUUCCAAUUCACUGCUAAACCUGCUGAAUCUGAUGCCCUUCCUCUUGAUUAAAUGGAGUUAAAACAAUUUUGUUGCUUAAAAAGAAUGUUUCUAUUAAUCUUGCAGUUCAGACAUUGUUGACCACUACAACUUCAAAAUAAAGUUGGCUUUUUAAAAAUGUUAUAAAUGUGUUUUGACAUUUGCCUGCACACCUGGUGCUGUGGAGGCCAGAAGAGGGUGUUGGAUUCCUUUGAACUGGAGUUAUAGAUGGUUGUGAACUGAAUGAACCUUCAUAUGGGUACUGGAAAUUGAACUCAGAUCCCCUGGAACAACAUCCAUGGUUUUCGCUUUCCAGCCGAGCCCCAUUGUUGUUCAAGAUAGGGUUCCUCUGUUUGGAGCUGGCUAUCCUAGAACUCUUCUUUGUAGAUCAGGUUGACCUGAUCUUGCCUCUGCCUCCCAGGUGUUGGGAUUAAAGGCGUGUUCCAUGACACCUGACUCAAAUUUGAUAUUUUUUCUUCAUAGAUUUUCGUUACUGUAUCUUGUGUAGCACAGAUUUCUUUUUCUUAACCUUUCUCACUCUGCAUGAGUGAGUCAUCUUAAAGAUUACAGAAGUACUGGUCACCUUAUUAUGUAUACAGUGCUCUGCCUUUGUGUAUGCCUGCAAGCCAGAUGAAGGCACCAGAUCCCAUUACAGAUGGUUAUGAGCCACUGUGUGGUUGCUGGGAUUUGACCACAGGACCUCUGGAAGAACAGUCAGUGCUCCUAGCCUGCUGAUCCAUCUCUCCAUGCCCUAGGUGUCACUGAUAACUUAAAUAUUCUUUUUAUUUUGUUUGUGACAGCAUUUUAUUGUGUAGCCCUGGCCUACUUGGAACUUGCUAUGUAGACCAUGCUGGCCCAUAACUCAACAGAGAUCCAUUAUCUGCCUCUGCCUCCCUACCUUUUGGGUGCUAGAAAUAAAAACCUGCCCUGCUACUUCUGCUAAGGAGUAGUAUUAGUAAGUACUUUAAGAACCUUGUCCAUUAUCCUUGACUUUUUUAUACUUUUGAUAUUUAACUUUUUUCCAUGUUUAGUUAUAUUGUUUUAAGAACAGUUUGUAAAAAAUGUGUUUUGUAGUUUAAACAGUUUCAGUAGAGUUUUUUUGUGAGACAAACACUGCCCUCUUGUGGUUAGAAUAAGGUAACUGUUUUGGAAAACUGCUAGCCUAGCUGUGGUAAAACAAUAUGGUAUCCCUCCUUUGGAAUCCUUUCCACUUUCAAGGGGUUUCCUCACUUUCCUUUAGUAAAUCUACACUUGCUUUAUCGUAGUAGUAGUAGUAGUAGUAGUAGUGGUAGUGGUAGUAGUAGGGAUGAAUGUAAUAGUUUAUAUAGUAUUUUUGCUUAGAAAUAUUUGAUAUUUUUCUUCUCAGAUUUUUCUAGUGUAUGUAUAUAUUUUUCUCAUCCUUCUGUAUAUUUUCUUAGUGGGAUUAGGACAAUUAAAUAUAAACAAAAAUUAAGUUAUCAAAAAGAUAAAUUGCCCAGUCACUGAGCCACCGCCGAGGACUCAGCUGUCUCCCCCUCGAGCCCCCUCGCUUCCCGACGCUCCGUGGGCCCCCACCCCUCGCCCACCUUCUCCUGCAGCUGCCGCCUUCCGCAGGCCGUUUCCACCGAGGAAAAGGAAUCAUCGUAUCGUAUGUCCGCUAUCCAGAACCUCCACUCUUUCGACCCCUUUGCUGAUGCAAGUAAGGGUGGUGACCUGCUUCCUGCUGGCACCGAGGAUUAUAUCCAUGUAAAAAUUCAACAGAGAAACGUCAGAAAGACCCUUACAACUGUCCAAGGGAUCGCUUAUGAGUACGAUAAAAAGAAACUAGUGAAGGCGUUUAAGAAGAAAUUUGCCUGCAAUGGUACUGUAAUUGAGCAUCCAGAAUAUGGAGAAGUAAUUCAGCUACAGGGUGACCAGCGCAAGAACAUAUGCCAGUUCCUGAUAGAGACUGGGCUGGCUAAGGACGAUCAGCUGAAGGCUCAUGGGGUUUUUUGUUUGUUUGUUUGUUUUUGUUUUUGUUUUUUUGAGACAGGGUUUCUUUGUGUAGCCCUGGCUGAAUUUGACUUACUGUUUGUGGCUGAGGAAAAAGUCCGGAAGAAAUCUCUAGAUAUUUAUGUUUUAGAUCUAAUUAUUGCCAUAGUAUAA
Mus musculus (house mouse) is the source of this 2518-nucleotide messenger RNA. Its product is annotated as predicted gene, 31332. The coding region runs from base 2024 to 2518 and encodes 164 amino acids. The record is from RefSeq and is a predicted model, not a curated record. The transcript is spliced from 2 exons. Lineage: Eukaryota; Metazoa; Chordata; Mammalia; Rodentia; Muridae.